GAUGCCCUUGUCUAUGCGCAGAUUGUGGGGGCCUCCUUGAUCCCUCUCAGCUCGAGUUUGGUUGCAACAUUCACGGCAAGCCAUCAAUCAAAGGGCCCGCCAACCUGUUCCAGGGAGGAAGGGGAAUCACCCUCUCAUCUUUGCAAUUCAAUCUGUCACAUACUAAGUCGCUCAUUGCCUGUGGGGUGGCCAACAGGGUGCAGGUCGGUGUUGACGUCGAAGAAACAUCACGCCUUCUGAAGACCGAUGUUCUCAAACUCGCCUCUAGGAAGUUUUCUGCAGCGGAAGCUGCGACUCUUGCCAAGAUGGAGUGCCCGCAAGCAAGGCACUCCCGAUUUGUGGAGCUUUGGACUCUCAAGGAGUCAUUUGUCAAGGCCAUCGGAAAGGGCAUCGCUGCAGCUCCUCUGAGCGGCUUCUCCUUUGACCUCCGACCACAGCCCGAACUUGCACGGACCUUACAAACUGUGGCUGGCCUCCAAAGCGCUCCCAAUCCGCUCCAGAUAGGUCUCUCGUUACAUGACAACAGCAUGCCCGGGGAGGGCAAAAAACUGAAGGUAACACUCCGUUGGCGACCCCCCACCUCUCAAUCUGGGAAACUUACCCCCUGCUCUGGGAUGAGCCCCUUGGCGGGGACGCCACAGCCCUGGGAUGCUCUGCGGAAACUCGAUGAGAGAAGGAUCUUCUUGCUUCCAGCCAACAGCCUGGCGCGGAGAAGCCCCGACGACAAAAAUAAUGAAAAGGGGAGACUGCGCAAUCAAGAGUUAACUUGCGGAGACUCUACUUGCCAGCGGUCCAAGUGGAUGUUAUAGUAAGAAAGAUCGAUCACAAGCAAGUUUCCCAACACUAGCUGCCCGUAUUACUUGAUACCUUGGUCAUUCCAUGUCGCCUGAUGGAAGGCAGGACACUUCCGUCAGCGGUUGCGGCGCUGGAUGGGCCCAGGCCCCAAGCGUGAGGACAUGCGUGACUGCAUGUAAAUAUAGAACUUGUCAUGUCUUGGUAUUGCAAUUGGACAUAACUGCACAAUCGAAGAAGCAAGGGGAGUUUAGGGCCUGGUCCGCCAUCAUUGCCCUAUGUCUCAUUAGCCUUAAAAAGCAUUAAUGGUGGUCGAUUGUUGAUCAGUCUAAUCUCUGUACUUCUAGCUAGACGCUGC
Messenger RNA from Klebsormidium nitens, 1150 nucleotides. The record is from the annotation of a GenBank genome assembly. NCBI's taxonomy places the organism in Eukaryota, Viridiplantae, Streptophyta, Klebsormidiophyceae, Klebsormidiales, Klebsormidiaceae.